CCUCAAUUUCAGCUCGCGGAGUCGCGGGUCAUCAUCAAACAGACAUCCAACAUUUCACAUGAAAUUGGGGGCCAUAAAUCAAUCACUCGCAAACAAGGGAAGGGAAGUGCUCGCUCGCUCGCUCGCAUAUGCCGGCCGGCACCCGCAACAGCCGAGGAGCAGCACAGACCUACUAUAAACGCCAUCAAAUCCAUCCACCAUCCACCAUCCACCAUCCACCAUCCAACAUCCACCAUCCACCAUCCACCAUCCAACAUCCAACCUCCAUCACCAACAAACAUAAACCAACAUUCCAUUUCUCUUCUUCUCGCAUGCUACCAUCCCCCACGAUAUCGUGAAUAAUGGCCUCUCUGAUAACCCACCAACCCGUCAAAGGCCUCUACGCCUUCUCCGCUAUCCUCCUAAACGCCCUCAAACUCCCCUUCUGGCUCCUCUACUACUUCCCCUCCUCCACACGCCCACACCCCCAAUGGAGUCUCCGCCAAGCCGUCGCCUCCAAAGUGCUCCGCACCCUCGUGCACCACAUCUCCAAAAUCCAAAUCUACACCCCCCUCAUCCUGACCCCCAAACCUAAAGAAAAGAACUUCCUAAUCACCAUCUCGCCUUCCUCAGAUCCAAAAACAUACACGGGUAUCUGCGCCGACAAACAGAUCACUCCCGAGCCCGUGUGCGGGUACUGGUACCCGUCCGCGUACGACCAGACCGAAGAUAAAGGCCAGAAAAUCGUGCUCCAUUUCCACGGCGGCGCCUUCGUAGUCGGGGACUGUCGCCCCUCUGAAAUGGCGUUCGCGGCGUCUAUCCUAACGAAACACAUCGGCAAGACAUUAAUGGUAUCCUACCGGCUCUCCUCGAACUCCAACGGCCGCUUCCCCGCCGCGCUGCAAGACGCCGUUUCAGCCGUGCACUACCUGCUUGAUCUCGGGAUCCCGUACUCCGACAUCGUCAUCAGCGGUGAUUCGGCGGGCGGGAAUUUAGCGAUUUCCUUAUUACGGUAUCUCUCUACUUCCGGUGAUGAUGAGAAAGCCGUGUUUAAAGGAGCACUCCUCUGGUCCCCCUGGGUUGAUCUCGCUAUCAGCAUGACGCCGCAAAUCUUAUACGAGUCCCCGCACCGCUUCACGGAUUACAUUGCGCCGGCGUUCGCCAUCUGGGGCGCGAACGCGUAUUGUCCCAAAGAUGGACCGCUGAAGAUGGACAGCGAGUGGAUUUCUCCGGGCCCGAACCCCUUCAGGACCAGGACGCCGGUGUGGGUGCAGGGCAACGACCAGGAGAUUUUGGUGGAGCAGAUUAAGGAGUUUGAGGAGGGGAUGAGGAAAAUAGAGGGGAAUAGGGUGGGGUGGCAUAAUGAGGUGGUAGCGACGCAUGAUAUCUUGUUGUUGGGGAACGUGUCGGGGUUUGAGAGCGAGGCGGAGAGGGCGGCGGGGAAGGCGAGGGAGUGGUUGGAUGAGUUGUGAGGAGGGGGAGGGAAGGACGAUGUAUGAUGCUUAAAAGCGGACGAAAAACUUUUUUUCAAAGUCAGGGCUAUGUUGGCUCUUUGAUUUCCUUGUAAUGUACGUUCUCAAAAUGAAAAAACCUCGUCUUCGGAGCUAUUCUUUCUCUUUCUAAGCAGACAUCGCUUGAAACAAAAGCAGAC
Messenger RNA from Mollisia scopiformis, 1630 nucleotides. RefSeq names its product alpha/beta-hydrolase. Gene Ontology annotation, molecular function: hydrolase activity. The transcript has a single exon. The coding region runs from base 342 to 1451 and encodes 369 amino acids. Lineage: Eukaryota; Fungi; Ascomycota; Leotiomycetes; Helotiales; Mollisiaceae. The record is from RefSeq and is a predicted model, not a curated record.